Octopus sinensis (East Asian common octopus) is the source of this 1434-nucleotide messenger RNA. Its product is annotated as ubiquitin-conjugating enzyme E2 H. Gene Ontology annotation, biological process: protein polyubiquitination; ubiquitin-dependent protein catabolic process. Lineage: Eukaryota; Metazoa; Mollusca; Cephalopoda; Octopoda; Octopodidae. The record is from RefSeq and is a predicted model, not a curated record. Gene Ontology annotation, cellular component: nucleus. The transcript is spliced from 8 exons. Bases 756 to 1301 code for a protein of 181 amino acids. Gene Ontology annotation, molecular function: ubiquitin conjugating enzyme activity.
ACACCAUCACCACCACCAUCAUCAUUAUUAUCAUCGUCGUGAUAAUCACAACAACGUCUUUACUUACCUAAGUGGAGUACGAGGAAGAGGAGGAGGAGAAGCGAGGGUAGGAGGAAGAGGAGGAGGAGGAGACAAACGGAGAAGGAGUUAAUCUUAAACAUUCUGUUACCAUCAUACAAUUACCAGCGACGCGACAAUAACAACAAAAACAACUGCUACGAGUCACCACCACCACCACCGCCAACAACACCGUUUCUGUUACGGUUUGAGUUCAGGAUUUUGAUUAACGACGGCAACAACAACCAGAAGAACAUUUAAAACACAACAACAACAAACGCAAACCAAGCAAUCUGUGUUAUUGUUGAAUAUAUAUAUAACAUAGUAGAGGAUAUAGUAAUAUAUAUAAUAUAUAUAAUAUAUAUAUAUUAUAUAUAUAUAUAUAUAGUACAUGGUUGGUGGUUGUUGGCAGCAGCGCCAGCAGUAGUAGACGUAGUACUACUGCUGCUCUGCUGCGACGGUGGCUGCUUCUGCAGUGGACGAGCAGUGGAGGUGCGUACCAGUUGAGGAGGUGGCGGCGGGCGGCAGCGGAGGUGUAGCCGUUGUUGUAGUGGUGAAGAAGAAGAAGUAGAUAGAUGGUGGUGGUGGUAGCGGUGGUAUAACUACUACUGCUGCUGCGCUGACUACUGCUGCUGCUGCUACUGGAGGAAGUAGUAAACCAAACAUUUCGGGACACACCACGGAUUUCUAACUCCAACAUGUCGUCGCCUAGUCCAGGCAAGAGACGGAUGGACACCGAUGUGAUUAAACUUAUCGAGAGCAAACAUGAAGUGACUAUCCUCGGUGGACUGAAUGAAUUUAUAGUCAAAUUUUAUGGGCCAACUGGCACACCUUAUGAAGGUGGAGUCUGGAAGGUAAGAGUGGAUCUUCCAGAGAAAUACCCGUUUAAGUCUCCCUCUAUAGGUUUUAUGAACAGAAUAUUCCAUCCUAACAUCGAUGAAGUGUCGGGAACGGUGUGUUUGGAUGUCAUUAACCAAGCGUGGACCGCACUAUAUGAUUUGUCCAAUAUAUUUGAGUCAUUCUUGCCACAGUUAUUAACCUACCCCAACCCUAUUGAUCCUUUGAAUGGUGAUGCUGCAGCCAUGUACCUGCACAAACCAGACGAAUACAAGAAGAAAAUUCAAGAAUACGUGAAGAAAUAUGCAACAGAAGAAGCCCUUCGUGAACAGGAGCACACAUCGACUUCAACAGAGAGCUCUAUGAGUGACUUCUCCGAAGAUGAAGUACAGGAUAUGGAACUGUAACACAGGCUCAGUGACUGGGGGAGGUGGAGGAGGGAGGGAGAGGAGAAGGAGGAGGAGGAAGAAGAAGAGGAGUUGUUGUUGUUGUUGUUGAUAGUUCCUUGUUGUUGGGUAUUUUUUUAAAAAUCUUCACACA